Durotheca rogersii is the source of this 3173-nucleotide messenger RNA. Its product is annotated as choline/Carnitine O-acyltransferase. The transcript is spliced from 3 exons. Gene Ontology annotation, cellular component: mitochondrion. The coding region runs from base 409 to 2967 and encodes 852 amino acids. NCBI's taxonomy places the organism in Eukaryota, Fungi, Ascomycota, Sordariomycetes, Xylariales, Xylariaceae. Gene Ontology annotation, molecular function: carnitine O-acetyltransferase activity. The record is from RefSeq and is a predicted model, not a curated record. Gene Ontology annotation, biological process: carnitine metabolic process.
UACACCAUGACCAAUCAUGUUACUUUUCCGUGACAUUGCACGCUGGAUGGCACCCCUCCUAGCUAGAAGUACAUUACGUUCACACAUGUGACAAUUGGUCAUGCUCUUCGGUCUACAUGGCAGUCUCGGGCCGCAGUGCUGUGGAACCCCCCCUCUCAAUAAACCCAUCGACUUUGGACCCCUUUCAAUACCUGUUCCCGCGGAUGAUUUGUAGUCUCCCUCUUUAUUCAAAGGUGUCCCCCUCCCCAAUCUCGCCAUGGCUCUAUACCAUUCCCUCUCUUGCUAGGAUACACCUCAAGUGGGAAUGCCGCCUUACUAUCUUCAAGAUUGUCAUUACUUCUACCGCACAGCCUUGCGCGGCCUGAACAUCAGCACCUGCGUUUCGCCCUUAUACACCUGAGCUGCUGGAUGCGGGCUAACAGGAUGCCUACUCAAGUUCGUAUAUUUGCUAUGCCAAAGUCUCUAGGCGAGACUCUCAGUGCUAGCUCCUCAGCGUCGAUUCCUCGUUCGAUUCCGGAGUAUACGGGGGAAAGGCCCGCGAGCCCCGAGCUCAGAAGUCGAGCGCCGAUCAUGGAAACCAUUCUAGAGAAACCAAAAGAAGGCGGUAUCACAUUUGCUUGCCAGGACAGCUUACCCAAGCUUCCUAUACCAGAACUAGAGCAAACAUGCAAAAAGUUUCUGGCGGCCUUGAAGCCACUACAGAGCCCCAGGGAGCAUGCCGAAACAACUAUCGCCGUCCAGGAGUUUCUGAAAGGGGAUGGGCCUGAUCUUCAGAGGAAGCUACAGGAGUACGCAGUGGGAAAGACAAGCUAUAUAGAGCAGUUUUGGUAUGAUUCGUAUCUAAAUUUCGACAACCCUGUCGUCCUGAACUUGAAUCCAUUCUUCCUGUUAGAAGAUGACCCGACUCCCGCGAGGAAUAACCAGGUCACUCGCGCGGCUUCUCUCGCCGUAUCGGCAUUGGAGUUCGUGCGAGCCGUUCGCCGAGAAGAGUUGCCUCCAGAUACGGUCAAGGGCGUUCCUUUGGAUAUGUAUCAAUACUCACGAUUGUUCGGCACCGCUCGGGUGCCAACAGAAAAUGGCUGCCAGAUCGAACAGGAUCCAGACUCGAAACACAUUGUUGUGUUAUGCCAUGGCCAAUUCUAUUGGUUUGACGUGCUCGACGAUAACUCGGACCUUAUCAUGAGCGAGAAGGACCUCUCUAUCAAUCUUCAGACAAUAAUCGAUGACGCGGCCCAAACGCCCAUACAGGACGUUGCUAAGGGGGCUCUUGGUAUACUGAGUACCGAAAACCGGAAGACCUGGUCAGGGUUGAGAGAUAUUCUUACGAAGGAGGAGGGCUCCAACAACGCAGACUCUCUCGGCAUUGUUGAUUCGGCAUUGUUCGUGCUAUGUCUCGACUACGUCGAACCCGCCACCGCAGCUGCGUUGUGCCAGAAUAUGCUUUGCGGUACGAACGAGGUUGUGAAGGGAGUACAGAUUGGUACUUGUAUCAACCGAUGGUACGAUAAACUCCAAAUAAUUGUCUGCAAGAACGGGAGCGCAGGGAUAAAUUUCGAGCAUACCGGUGUAGACGGACACACCGUACUCAGAUUCGCCAGCGACCUCUACACGGACACUAUCCUCCGGUUCGCGAGAACCAUCAACGGCCAGGCCCCGAGUCUUUGGAAGACGGUCAGUCCUGAUCCCUCAAAACGCGAUCCCGAAAGUUUCGGAGACGUUACUACUACCCCUCAUAAACUGGAAUGGGACAUGUCGCCGGAGCUUAGCAUCGCUGUGCGGUUCGCCGAAACCAGGCUAGCAGACCUACUUAGUCAGAAUGAGUUCGAAUGCCUAGACUUCAAUGGUUACGGGAAGAACUAUAUCACCUCGGCCGGCUUUUCACCUGACGCUUUCGUCCAAAUGGCCUUCCAAGCAGCUUACUAUGGGCUUUAUGGCCGUGUUGAGUGUACCUACGAACCGGCCAUGACCAAGGCAUACCUCCGCGGUCGGACCGAAGCUGUCCGAACGGUUUCGGAGGAGUCGGUCAAUUUUGUCCAGACGUUCUGGGCGGAUAAUCCGGCCGAGCUUAAGGUGGAAGCUUUGCGCAAGGCGUGCCAACAGCACGUCAACAGCACUAGGGAAUGCUCGAAAGGACGAGGUUGCGAUCGACACCUCUACGCCUUAUUCUGUGUGUGGCAAAGGUAUCUGGACGAAGAAAACAGCCGCUCGUCCAGCAGUAUCGGAUAUUCGAGCCCACUUGAAAACUCGGAGCGGGGAUCCGUGAUUGGCAGCCCCGGUAAAGACUCCAUCUUAUCAACAAGCGAGGAAGUCAGGACGCGCCAGCGCGGUGAUAGCACGAGUUCGCGAUGGCAGGAUGCGCAUCCUGUACCACCGAUAUUCGCGGACGGCGGGUGGGAUAAGCUAAACAACACCAUUCUCUCAACGUCCAAUUGUGGCAACCCUUCCCUACGCCAGUUCGGAUUCGGACCGACAUCCGGGGGCGGUUUCGGCAUCGGCUAUAUAAUCAAAGACGACAGCAUUAGUAUAUGUGUGUCUAGCAAGCAUCGCCAGACGAAGCGGUUCGUCGAUGCUUUGGACGGUUACCUCCUCGAGAUCCGACGGAUCUUAAGGAUCACGAACCGCAAGUCUACAAGCUCGAAACAAACUCGGGCCCGCGAGAUCGAUCCCGAAAAGGCGAGGAGGGCAAAUCACCGUCCUAAAGCGCGAGGACGGAUGAUCACCAGCAUGGAUACUCUCAGGUCGCAAACGAGGUCCUCUACGGGAACGCGGUCGCCGACAGAAGAGAGUCUCAUGAUGAGCGAGGAUGACGAACUGGGGGGGUAUGGAUUUUUCGACGCAGGGAUGCUGCUCCAGGCGCUGAAGGCUCGCGGCGAAACGCUCGAGGGGGAGUCGAAGGCGUCGGAGAGGGCGGCCGCGAAUGCGAGGAGAAGAGAGAUUGGCAAGAAGCUACGGCUAGUCGAAUACUAAGUGACACGUAUCUCUACUUCCACCCUCGAUGGUCUCCGAGAGAGAGCGACAUAUCACGACUGCCGACCAACAGGAUCCCCCAAUGGGGGGCAGGAGAAGACGGAGAAUGGUUGUGCCCGCAUAUGUGGAAACGUGCAUUGUUGCCUCGGCUUGGUUUUGUCUAGUUUGUAUGGUAUUUAGUAACCUUUGCAUAAGGUCGUUCGUAG